Molecule: messenger RNA, 1107 nt
Organism: Condylura cristata (star-nosed mole)
Lineage: Eukaryota; Metazoa; Chordata; Mammalia; Eulipotyphla; Talpidae
Gene: MITD1
Product: MIT, microtubule interacting and transport, domain containing 1
Exons: 7
Coding region: 19-672 (217 amino acids)
Biological process (GO): midbody abscission
Cellular component (GO): midbody
Source: RefSeq, a predicted model, not a curated record
UGGGAAGUUUCUGGAAUCAUGGCUUUGCCCAGUCCGAAAAUAGAUCCCGAAUACGCCGCUGCAGUCGCUGUACUAAAGCGGGCGGUGGAACUAGAUUCGGAGUUUCGGUACCUGCAGGCUCUAGCGUUUUACGAGAAGGGGAUGGAUAUGCUCCUUCAGGUUCUCAAAGGGACCAAAGAGGAUACAAAGAGAUGUAAUCUGAGAAAAAAAAUUACUGAGUACAUGGAUAGAGCAGAACACUUAAAGCGGUAUUUGGAUCAAGAAAAAGAAGAUGGAAAGUAUCAUAAGCAAAUUAAAAUAGAAGAAAAUGCAACAGGUUUCAGUUAUGAGUCACUUUUUCAAGAAUACCUUACUGAAACAAUUACUGAAGUUUGGAUAGAAGAUCCUUAUAUUAGAAAUACUCAGCAGCUGUAUAAUUUUCUUCGAUUUUGCGAGAUGCUUAUUAAGAGUCCAUGUAAAGUAAAAACUAUUCAUCUUCUCACCUCUCUGGAUCAAGACAGUGGGAGAACAGAGCAAGUUAGUGCCCUGAAUGAAAUAGAAGGGUCACUCAGGACUCAUGGAGUAUCAUUGGAAGUAAAGUAUUCUUCUUCAAUACAUGACCGAGAAAUUAGUUUACCAGCUUUUCCUUUGCUGUUGGAGAGUGAUUCAGUACAUAUUGGGCAUCUAUUAUGAAGAUUCAGGUGUGGAAUAUGCUGAACCUGAAAAUACUCAAAAGCAGUUUUGCCAGUCCUUUAUUAUGUGGCUAUUUAGGACCUUAUUAGCCAUGUAAACAAGUGUUGGACUUGAUCAAUAGUUACUUUUUGCAAAGUAUCCUAGCUUAUUUUUCCAGUUACCCAUCACCAUGUAAAAGUAGAGUGGCUUUUCAUUCAGAUGAGCACGUGUUAGAUGUCUUUAGUUUCCUGUUGAAACAACUCUGAUUUCUAGAGCAUAUGGAUCUAUUACUAUAAAGAAUAAGCAACCCACACCCCUAUGAAAGUAACUUAUCCAACUCCCAUAGGAAUCAUACCAAGAGAAAAUGAUACUUAAAGAAUGUGUCUAGACAUACUAGUUAUUAUAGAUUUUGUAAGUUCUAUCCCCGAUCCAAUUAGAAUACUGGAAGGCUAUAGA